AUGGAAACGCCGGCUGCCGCGUGCGAGAUCGAUCGGCUGCCGGAGGAGCUCCUGCCAUCUCCCGCCAGCUGCGAGAUCGCGCGCCUGCCGGACGAUCUCCUCGCGACGAUCAUCACGCUCACGUCGCCUCGGGACGCCUGCCGCGCUGCCGCCGUCUCCCGGGCCUUCCGCGCCGCCGCGGACUCCGACGACGUCUGGUCCCGCUUCCUGCCCCGCGAUCUCCCACGGUUCGUCGACUCCACCGAGAUCUCCCUGAGCAUGACGCCGUCGUCGAAAAAGGAGCGGUUCCUGCGUCUCUCUGACCACCCCGCCCUCCUUCUUGGCAGAGUCACGAGCAUGUGGCUGGACAAGUUCACCGGCGGCAAGUGCUAUACACUGUCGGCGAGGGCGCUGGAUAUUUCGUCGGCCGGCGAUGAGCCAGACAACUGGCGCUGGACACAUGCCGACGUUCUCCGUGACGUCAAAACCGGCGAAAGAAAUCCGUGGCAAGAUACGGAGGAAGAUGACUCCAACUACGUCGCCUACAUGGUGUUCAAGCUAGCGGGCAAUGGAACUGGAGCCCAUGGACUGCAUUUCCCGUACCAAGAGGCAUCGGUCAGUGUCGGAGGGGGCGAAUCGACCUGGCAGUUGCGAGCCUGCCUCGAUGCCUACGACGACGACGGUGCCUUCCGUGUGGUGCCUCGAAACCUAGUGCAACGUGCUUAUCGGGAUUGGCCUGAUCGUGGAACACGUGACGUGUAUCUUCCCUGUAAAAGAGCCGACGGUUGGAUGGAGCUGGAGCUGGGCAAGUUCUGUAGCGAGGAGGAAGGUAGCGAUGACGAUGAGGUGUGCGUCGCAUUGACUGAGACGAAAUUUCUCAAACCAAAGGGCGGUCUGAUCGUGCGAAGCAUUGAGAUUAGAAUUAAGCAAUAA
This is a messenger RNA of Brachypodium distachyon (stiff brome), 912 nucleotides long. Its product is annotated as putative F-box protein PP2-B12. The transcript is spliced from 4 exons. Gene Ontology annotation, molecular function: protein binding. The record is from RefSeq and is a predicted model, not a curated record. Bases 1 to 912 code for a protein of 303 amino acids. NCBI's taxonomy places the organism in Eukaryota, Viridiplantae, Streptophyta, Magnoliopsida, Poales, Poaceae.